Molecule: messenger RNA, 3214 nt
Organism: Empidonax traillii (willow flycatcher)
Lineage: Eukaryota; Metazoa; Chordata; Aves; Passeriformes; Tyrannidae
Gene: AFAP1L2
Product: actin filament associated protein 1 like 2
Exons: 20
Coding region: 123-2666 (847 amino acids)
Biological process (GO): regulation of mitotic cell cycle; positive regulation of interleukin-8 production; positive regulation of epidermal growth factor receptor signaling pathway
Cellular component (GO): cytosol
Molecular function (GO): SH3 domain binding; SH2 domain binding
Source: RefSeq, a predicted model, not a curated record
CCGGCCGGGGGAGCCGGCGCUGCUGGAACGGGAGGAUACGGGAGGGGAGCGGAGCCGAGCGCAGGCGGUGCCGUGUCCCGGAGCCUUCGGGAGCUGCUGGGCUACGGCCCCGCUGCACCCCCAUGGAGAAAUACAAAGCUCUCGAGCAGCUGCUCACAGAGCUUGAAGAUUUUCUGAGGAUACUGGACAAGGAGAACUUGAGCAGCACUGCUGUUGUGAAGAAGAGCUUCCUCUCCGACCUUCUACGAGUCUACACCAAGUCCAGUGGUGGCGAUGAGGAGUAUAUUUAUAUGAACAAAGUGACAGUCCAUAAACAGCAGGGUGACCAAGACAAACAAGAUAAAGUGCUGGAUCAGAGAAACUCCUUGACCAAUGGAGACUCAGGACUGCAUCUGUCGCCUCCUCAGAAGAGCCUGCCAGACCUCCCCCCUCCAAAGAUGCCUGAAACAAAACAACCUCCAGUCCCCAAAAUCGAAUCCCCAGAGGGAUAUUAUGAAGAGGCUGAGCCAUAUGACAUCUCUGUAAAUGGUCUUUUUGGUAGGCUUGCUGCGGCUGGACCCCGGCCAGGGUUGCAGGUUACUGAGGGCGUUAUUUAUGCCACAAUAACAAUGGAAGAUGGUGAAGCUGUUAGUAGUUCCUAUGAAUCCUAUGAUGAAGAAGAGAGCAGCAAAGGCAAGUCAGCAACCCAUCAGUGGCCAUCCACGGAGGCCACCAUUGAGCUGAUGAAGGAUGCCCGCAUCUGUGCCUUCCUGUGGAGAAAGAAGUGGCUGGGACAGUGGGCAAAGCAGCUGUGUGUUAUCAAGGAUACCAGGUUGCUGUGCUACAAGAGCUCCAAAGACCACAGCCCUCAGCUGGACGUGAAUUUGCUGGGCUGCACUGUCAUUCACAAGGAAAAGCAAGUGAGGAAGAAAGAGCAUAAGCUGAAGAUCAUUCCCACGAAUGCCGACGUCAUUGUGCUGGGGCUGCAGAGUAAAGACCAGGCAGAGCAGUGGCUCAGGGUAAUCCAGGAGACCAGUGGUCUGCUGUGCGAAGGAGGCGGUGAAGGCAACCAGUACAUCCCAGAUUCACAGCGCCUCAGCUACCCAAAGGUGGAGGUGUCCGAGAGAUACUCUGCAGCCUCCGAGAGCGGGAGCAGCACGGACGGCCACCCAGAGACAGCUGAGACAAAAGAUGUUAAGAAGAAGGGCACAACUGGCCUGAAACUGAGCAACCUGAUGAACCUCGGGAGGAAAAAGUCCAGCUCCAUGGAUAGCCCAGAGAGAUCCUUGGAGACUUCAAGUUACCUGAAUGUGCUAGUGAACAGCCAGUGGAAGUCACGUUGGUGUCAGAUAAAAGAUGGUCACCUCCAUUUCUACCAGGACAAGAACCGAAGCAAACUGGCUCAGCAGCCCUUGAGUCUGGCAGGUUGUGAAAUUAUCCCAGAGCCAAGCCCUGAUCAUCUCUACUCCUUCCGCAUCCUGCAGAACGGGGAAGAACGGGUCAUUUUGGAGGCAAAGUCCUCGGAGGAAAUGGGCCACUGGCUGGGCCUCCUCUUGUCGGAGUCAGGUUCGAAAACAGACCCAGAGGAAUUUACCUACGAUUAUGUGGAUGCUGACAGAGUUUCCUGCAUUGUGAGCGCUGCGAAGAAUUCCUUCUUCCUCAUGCAGAGGAAGUACUCAGAGCCCAACGCCUACAUCGACAACCUGCCCAAGGGCCGGGUGCAGCAGGACGAGCUGUACGAUGACGUGGAUCUGCCAGACCUGCCCGUGGAAGAAGUACCCAAGAAUGAGAGCAAAUUGGAAGGGGACCAAGACAGAGUGUAUCUAGAUCUCACCCCAGUAAAGUCCUUCCUUCACUGUGCUGGCAGGAUGUCAUGCCAGCCUUCACCCCUCAGCUCACCAUCUUUGGAAAGGGCUGCCAGCAAGGCUGCUGCAGAGAGCACAGCUGAGACAGCCCUCGUGGCUAAGGAAGCCGAGCCCUGUGCCAAGGCGAUGGAGCCCUCGGAGCAGAAACACCCAGAGAAGCCAGAGCCCGAGGAGGGGCUGCCACGAGUGCCUGCUGUCAAAAUCCAGCCCCAGCAGCAGAACAUCGCCUUCCCCCAGCCAGCCCCCGAGGUGCCAGCGGGCCCAGUGCCAGCGGGCAGCCCCCAGCUGGUGCCUGCACACCGGCCCAAGAUGCCACUGCCAGCAGCAGCAGUGGAAACCAAGCUGGGCAAGAACAGGACGGAGGCGGAGGUGAAGCGGUUCACAGAGGAGAAGGAACGACUGGAGAAGGAGAAGGAUGAAAUCCGGGCUCAGCUCACCCAGCUACGCAAGGAGAGGCGGGAGCUGAAGGAAAUGCUUGGGAGCAGCACAGACAAGAGCCUGGAGCAGAGGCUGAAGGAGAUAGACGAAGAAUGCAAAAGGAAAGAGAGCCAGAGGGUGGACCUGGAGCUGAGCCUGGUGGAGGUGAAGGAGAACCUGAAGAAGGCAGAGUCUGGCCCAGUGACACUGGGCACUGCAGUGGACACCACACACCUGGAGAAUGCAGCCCCACGGGUAAAAAGUGCCAGCCCAGCAAACAGCGCAGAGAACUCACCCGUCAACUCAGCAACGGCUUUAAAGAACCGGCCUUUAUCUGUCAUGGUCACGGGGAAGGGAACAGUCCUACAGAAAGCUAAGGAAUGGGAGAAAAAAGGAGCUAGUUAGAAGCACGUUUUUCAGAGAUGGACUAGAGACUCGAAUUGCCCAUGCAUGGCCCAGGGGAUUCAACCAUCUGUAGGUGGAGGUUGGGUGUGCAACACAACCACACACCAAGCGCCUCCUCCAUGUUGCACCAACUGCUCCAACGCAGCAAUGGACUCAACAGCUGCCAAAACGAGUUAUCCCAAAUGAUCUUGAUCUUUUCCAGACAAAUCCCAAUCACGUAGCUAAAACAAUAACAACCAGUGGCAAUCCUUUCAUCAAAAGUCCUAACCCAGCUGAUGUAAACAAGAAUGUUACUGUACAUAGGGGUGUUUUGUGUAUUUCUACUCUGAAGGUUUAUCAAUGAGUUAUUAAGGUUUCUAUAUUAGUGACUGUAGUGGGUUCAAAAGGGGCCUCUGCUAUUCUUUAUACCCUGGUGGGUUUCAACCUGUCCUGGUAAAUUCCAGUCAACUAAAGUCUCACCUGCCUUGCUGCCAGUCAUCACUCAGCUGCAUUUCAUCCAGCCUUCAGUCAAGAGGGAUUCCCAAACCCGAGCAAUGCUUGAAGCUUGA